AUGUCUUCAUCGCAGCCUUUUGUGCCUUCGUCGCCCAUCACCCGCGCCGGCGCCAGGAAGAAGUCGCGGUUUACAUUCAAACAUCUCCAUCUCCUCAGCCAAUCUUCAACCUCGUGCCCGUUGAGAUGCAUCGCCCUGAUCGACUACGACGCCUUCUACGCCCAGUGUGAGAUGGUGCGACUGGGCGUCUCCGAGACCCAACCGCUGGCUGUACAGCAGUGGCAGGGGCUCAUCGCCAUCAACUAUCCCGCCCGGGAGUUUGGCUUGAACCGGCACGCCACAGUCACCGAGGCAAGGUCUAAGUGUCCGCAGAUUGUGAUCCAACAUGUCGCGACGUGGCGCGAAGGCGACGACAAGUGGGCAUACCGCGACGACGCCGCAAAACACAUCCAGACGGACAAGGUUUCGCUAGAUCCGUACCGUCUGGAAUCGAGGAAAAGCCUGGCCCUCAUCAAGGAGAUCCUGCCUCCUCCGCCAAUCCAACGUGUGGAGAAGGCUAGCAUCGAUGAGGUCUUUCUGGACCUGUCGGCUCAAAUCCACCAGAUCCUGUUGGAAAGGUAUCCCGAACUCCAGUACGCGCCCUACGAUGAUCCGACGGAGAAUCUUCCCUUGCCGCCGUCCACAGCUCUGAACUGGGAGGCAGACGCACUGGUGGAUCUUGAUUCCACAGAGACGGAGGACGACGAUCCGGACUGGGACGACAUUGUCAUGAACAUAGGCUCCGAGAUCGUCCGGGACGUGCGGAAGACAAUUCGAGAGAGGCUGAAGUACACCUGCUCGGCCGGCAUCGCGCGCAAUAAGAUGAUGGCCAAGCUCGGAGCUGGAUACAAAAAGCCCAAUCAACAGACCAUUGUCCGCAACCGGGCGGUGCAGCAUUUCCUGUCGGCUUUCAAAUUCACAAAAAUCCGGAAUCUGGGCGGCAAACUCGGUGAUCACGUCGUGGACACGUUCAACGUGGACGACGUCACGGAUCUACUAAAGAUUCCUCUCGAACAGCUCAAGUCCAAGCUGGGAGACGACACCGGAACGUGGCUCUACGGAACUAUCCGUGGGGAGGACAACAGCGAAGUCAGUUCGCGCACGCAGAUCAAAUCAAUGCUGUCUGCCAAAUCCUUCAGACCUACUAUCAAUACGACGGAGCAGGCAAAUAAAUGGCUAAGGAUCUUUGUAGCAGACAUCUAUGCUCGCUUAGUUGAAGAAGGCGUGCUUGAGAACAAGAGGAGACCCAAGACCAUUACUCUGCAUCACCGGCAAGGCGGACAGACGAGAUCAAAACAGCUGCCCAUACCAGGAGGCAAGAAGAUCGACGAGAUGGCCCUUUUCGAACUUGCAAAAACCUUGCUUGGACAGGUCGUUGUUGACGGGAGAGCGUGGCCGUGCGCGAAUCUGUCGCUAAGCGUUGGGGGUUUCGAAGAGGGGGUGUCAGGGAAUAAAGGUAUCGACACGUUCCUCCUAAGAGGGGAUGAAGCCAGGGCUGCCAUGGAUGUCCCACACCGCAGUCACACUGCAACACCGGAUUUUGAUGAAGGCCGGCCUGAGAAGCGGCGAAAGCUGGACGAAGGUCCUCCUAGCAUUGCCCGCUUCUUUUCCAAAGGCGAGAGCACCGAGGAAGGUGAAGCUGAACCCCAAGCUCAUAUCGUGGAGGAGGACAUCGGCGGACAGGGUGGCGACGAAGAGAAGAAACUCCGAGGAAACAGCCAUCCUCCACCUCCAUUAUACCAACAAGAUAUCACCACUUACUUCUGUCAGUCUUGCCAGAAGUCGAUCAACGAAACCGAGCGAGGUGAGCAUGAAGACUGGCAUUUUGCCAAAGACCUUCAAGCCGAGGAUACGCUCUCCGUGACAGGCCCGACAAAUAGUCGUCCACCCGGCCAGGUCAAUACCAAGUCGAAGCGCGGCGCUGCGAGUAGUAGUCGAGGGCGCACCUCCAAGGUUGAGAAGGGUCAGAGUCGCCUUGCUUUUGGAUAG
Cladophialophora psammophila CBS 110553 is the source of this 1968-nucleotide messenger RNA. Its product is annotated as DNA polymerase eta subunit. Gene Ontology annotation, molecular function: DNA-directed DNA polymerase activity; damaged DNA binding. The coding region runs from base 1 to 1968 and encodes 655 amino acids. The transcript has a single exon. Gene Ontology annotation, cellular component: nucleus; replication fork; site of double-strand break. Gene Ontology annotation, biological process: response to radiation; error-prone translesion synthesis. The record is from RefSeq and is a predicted model, not a curated record. NCBI's taxonomy places the organism in Eukaryota, Fungi, Ascomycota, Eurotiomycetes, Chaetothyriales, Herpotrichiellaceae.